CUUCGCCGUCGCCUCCUGCCGCAGCUGGCUGCAACUGUAUAACAGCCAAGUACAUCUUGCACGGAAAGCCGCGUUUCCAUCUGCAGUUUAAAAAUAUUUUUUACAAAAAUCCAACGGAAGGUAGUUAACGACGAUGCGACACCUUGCCAUGCCCGAGUUUUAACGCGUCUCGUACGUGCCGAGAGCUGGCUACAGUUUCUCUGGAGGCGAGGUCCCCGAAGGGCGCUCCCGACUGCAUCCUGGAGACCUGCGCUCUGCUCGCCCCUCAAACGCAGAGUGAACUGUGAGCAGGAGGCGCCAUGUCUGCUCCAGGUGCUGAGGAUGACAUCCCUCUCGGCGAGAGGAAGACCGUCACGGACUUCUGCUACCUGUUGGACAAGUCCAAGCAGCUCUUCAAUGGACUGAGGGAUCUGCCACAGUACGGGCACAAGCAGUGGCAGUCGUACUUCGGGAGGACCUUCGACGUGUACACCAAACUCUGGAAGUUCCAGCAGCAGCACAGGCAGGUGCUGGAUAACCGGUAUGGCCUGAAGAGAUGGCAGAUCGGGGAAGUGGCUUCCAAAAUCGGACAGCUGUACUAUCACUACUACCUACGCACUUCGGAAACUAGCUACUUGAAUGAAGCUUUUUCCUUCUAUUCGGCAAUAAGGCAAAGGUCUUACUACUCCCAAGUCAGUAAAGAGGACAGGCCAGAGCUGGUGGUGAAGAAACUGCGGUACUAUGCACGGUACAUUGUGGUUUGUCUCCUGCUCAACAAAAUGGACCUGGUGAAGGAUUUGGUGAAGGUACAGGGUGCCUCUGACGACAACACUGUGGUGAUCACCUCCAACCGGCUGCAGGAGGGGGGAGUGCCGCAGCUGGAGCAGGGCAUGAUCGUGGGACAGCUCACCCUGGCAGACGCCCUCAUCAUCGGCAACUGCGCCAACCAGGUGAAAUUCAGUGAGCUGACGAUUGACAUGUUCCGAAUGCUCCAGGCCCUGGAGAGAGAGCCAGUGAACUUGGCCACGCAGAUGAACAAGCCAGGCACUUUGGAGACGAGCGAGAAGCCGGCCAAGAGGGAGAACCCUCACAAGUACCUGCUGUAUAAGCCCACCUUCAGCCAGCUCUACACAUUCCUCUCCGCCUCCUUCAAGGAGCUCCCCGCCAACAGCGUGCUGCUCAUCUACCUCUCCGCCACUGGAGUCUUCCCCACAGGUCGCUCUGAUUAUGAAGGUCCCUAUGACUUCGGGGGGGUCCUCACCAACAACAACCGCGACCUUCUGAACGGCGAGACGGUGCACAAGAGGAGCCAGGCGCACAAGGAGAUGCACUGUCUUCACCCAGGAGACCUGUAUCCUUUCACCCGGAAGCCUCUCUUUAUCAUUGUGGACUCCUCCAACAGCAUGGCGUACAAGAAUUUCACAAACCUGUUUGGCCAGCCUCUGGUUUGUUUGCUUUCUCCGACCACGUAUCCUAAGAGCAUGCAAGAUCAGUCUCAGCGCGGCAGCCUCUUCACCCUCUUCCUCUACAACCCGCUCAUGGCCUUCCUGCACGUCUGCGGCCUGUCCAGCAUGCGCCGGGGAUUGUGGGACAAGUCCCAGGAGUACCUGCGCAAGGUCUACCGCGAUGUGGGCCAGCUGAUGACCCACUCCCGCGCAAUAGGUACUGCCCGAUAGGAAAUUAUUGGGAGCGAGCUUCUCGACUACACUAUCAAAAGACAGGAAUGGAAAUUUGCCACUGAAAGCAGCUUCUGGUGUUCCUUACAGGAGACCAGGAGCUUCCCCGAGACCUAUCCCCAACUUCCCAAGGAAGAGACUGUGGAAAGUCCAAUGAUCCAGAAGCACAUCCUGGAGCUGGCCACCAUGCUGGACGUUCAGAACUUGUUCAUUGACAGCACGCUCAGUGAUUAUUGAGCUGGCUUCCUUUUUAAUCAUCCUUGUGUUUUAUAGACCCUUUUUUUUUUCUUUUGGAAGUGUCCAGUGGUUGGUUUUUGUCUUCCCUAAUUGAUUCUCUUUCUACUUUUUAGAGGAGGAACCCUGGGAUAUUGAUCUGACCAUGUGUCUGUGUCCCUGUGUAGCUUACGCACACAGGGAAACACCAACACCCUCAAGCACGUCAGUUUUACAGCUCUCUUUGUGAGGAUAAUGAAACUUAAAAAAAAAGCACUGCCUGCGACAUUCCUAAAGGCAACGUCCAACAUUUAAGUCUAAAAUUUAGACUUUUUUUGCAGUUCCUAGAUGUAGGACAGUGUCUCUUUUUUGGUAGCUGUGAUCCAUGUUUACAAGAUUCAUUUUUAGACUGCAGUUCUGCAUGUGCAUAUUAAACGGCUGUUUUGUACGGAUAUCGGUAGCCUGCGUUUUGUCCUGAUCCGGUUGUCUUUUUUCGUAAUUAGAGGGUUGCGAGUUUUGAAUGUCUCCUCGGAUCUGCAUGAACAAUUCCGUUUCGGGGCUGUUGAAUAGGUGUCUGGUCCUUUUUUCGACGCACUGCUGCCAGUAACUGCAGUGUCGUGCCUGUUCUCAGUACUUCCUGUGUUGAGCAUGUGACUUUCCAGCUCUUGUGCUGAAGGACUGUGGGCAGACAGUAAAGUUCUAAAGGCCUAGGGAUUAUGUAUUGGACAUUGAAUCCUGCCGUUCAGUGAAAAUCUGUUUCUUAAAACGUUUUGUCAAAGCAAUACGUGCAAUUUACUGAGGACCAUUCUGUUGGUUGAGCCCCUAAAUAUGACACUUUUUCUAGAGCCCAUGCUAUACUGUAGCCUGUCUGUGUGUAGUGAGUACAGUCAGAUGUGGGGUGUUCUGAAUCUAGCUGUUCAUUUGUCCUGUGUGUUGGACAGUUAUUGCAAGAUGGAACCUUUUUCAUUUUUUAAAAAAAGGCCGAAACACGAUGCGGCAAGCAUUUUUUUCGGCAGUACAUACAUCUUUUCUAGUAUCAAGGCUCCUAAAUGAACUUGUUUGUAAUGAGCGAUGCUCAAACCAUCCUGCAGUAAAUGAACCAUGAUGCUGUGCUUUGUCCUGUUGUUAGGAGGUGUGUGUCAAUGUAUAAAUUUAAUCUGUCUUUAUACAUUCCAAGAGGAAAGAGUGUGGUGCUCAGUUGUAUUAUUUGGUUGUUUUUUCCUAUUAAGAAAUGGUGUAUUUAAAAUGCAUAAAUGACCUUUGUUGUUGUUUUUUUAAAAAAAAGAUAGAACAUCAUUGCACUUUAAUGGAUUGUGGCCUGGACUUGUUUUAAUGGCCAAAAUCAAGCGUUCCUCUGCUGUCCAGAGCUGUGCUGUCAAGGAGAGAAAUGCUCCUGUUUCUGGUCAACAACUAUAUUACACCUACAAAUACAGAACAGAAAUAUAGAGGUACUGUAGAGCUCAUUAUUUUAGAUAAUGAUUGCAAUAUGAAAAAAACAAUUGAAAUGAUAACAAAUAAUAAUUUAUAUUGAAAUGGCAGUACUUAUCAAGCACACAUUUCCAUAUGUUUCGUGUAUAUUAAAAUAUGUCAAUAUCUGGAUGCAUUUUCGUUAUACUUUUAUUAUUUCAGUGUUUUUCUGUGGGUCAUUCGUUGAUGUUGCAGAAAACAUUCAGAAUUUAGUUCCGUGAUGUAUUUCUGUAGAUUUCUUUUUCUUUCUUUGUGACAAACUAUUAAAAAUGUUGCGCUUCUCGUUUUUGAAUGGCCUGAAGACUAUUAUUCAGGUCGUGUCUUAAUAGAGGGGAAAGACCCUCCUGGACAGUCUUUAAAAAGCCACGAUUUAAGUGGAUUUCUCUCCUUUACCCCAUGUCCUGAGUUUAAGUAAAGCACAAGACCAAAUCGCGUAUUUUUUAGGCAGAGUCUAUUUUAUUUAGAACAACGUGUUGACCUUUCGCGAAUUGCAAAUACUGUGAGGAUUUAUAAGUCCUGGAAAAGGGAAGUUGGCUCUUGGCCUACCAGUGUUUUUAGGUAUGAAAAUGCCCUGACUUUAAAAUUGUUGGCAGUGCUGUGCAGUGCUCUUUCAUCAGAUAUAAUUUUUAAUCAGCCCUUCAUCCAUUUCAAGAGAGUCAUUAGUUAAAUAAAAGUGAAACAGCCCUCUUGUGAGACAAACGAUUGCAAAUCAUCUUAAGACACAUCUACUUUCUAAACAGAAGUAAUACUCACAUUCUCUAGGUAUCUGAGUAAUUGUGGAUUUUCAUAGUUAUUUAAAAGAUAUAUGGAUCAAUGGUAUGUAACUAGCUUAUAUCAUUAAUGAGAAAAUGUAGGAAAAUUAAUGUUGUUUUUUUGAAGAAAGACCCUCUCUUUAUUGCAGUUGUACAUGAAUGAAUAUAUAUGAUCUGGGUUUUCUGCACUGCUUGUUCAUUAUAUCAAAUUAUAUCUUGAUAACCAGCUAUUUGACCUGCUAAGUCAUAUGUACGUUGGCCUGGUUUUUAAAACAUUUGUAUUUUAGAAGAGCAGGAACACAAAAGAAGGAGCACACACACACCUGCUGCUUUUCAUUCCAGCUGACUUGAAUUACCCCCACUGAAGCCUUAAUUGAACUGACAGGUUGCCCGAUUGGAAUAUUGGCUGGUUUUUCACUUGCUUGUGAAAUGCAGUCGGUAGAGGUGGUCUCCAACACGACGGAGAGAUGGGAAAAAAAACGUCCAACUGUUCAAUUUAAUACAAACAUUAAGCCAACGAAGGCUUCGGUUGUGUAAUUGUGAGCGGGAACAGACACCAGGAGGUGUGUGGGCCUCCACAGACCAGGAUUGGGGGACCCCCUGCUGUAAGGCACUUUUUGGAAAUGGCAGUGUGCAAAACUGGGACUGGCCCUGGCCGGUAUGUGUGGUGGAGGAGUAUACAUGCAGGGCCUCGUCCUCCCUGAGUUGUGUCUGCAAUUCUGAGUUACAAACAACUGCCAUUCCAAAAUUGGGUUGAUGUAAAAUUAGCGGCGAUUCCAAAUGGGUCUAUAUACAGUAUGUCGAGCUAGAACUGAAACAACAGGAUAUCCGAAAUGAGGUACACUUCUCCUUUAAGAUAGAAGGUUUGCUUAUGUGAGGCUCCCACUAUAUUGGGAGUGCUAAAGAGUGACAGAAUGGCCAGAAUACUCUUUGUUUAUAUGUGAUGGGAUUCUACAGUUAAAGAGUUUACUUGAAAUCCGUUUUCUGUUGUCUGGUGUGUCUAGUCACUUACAACUGUGUCCCGUUUGUUGCCAAAUUCUAUUUGAUGUUAUUGUUGUUUAUGGGAAAAAAAGGCUAUGUGAUGAAAACCAAAACAUGCAAGGUUUUUAAAAAAAAAAAAUGUUUCAAGUGAAUGCUAUUGAAGAGUAAUAAAAGUCCGACUGUUUUGUUUA
Messenger RNA from Lepisosteus oculatus (spotted gar), 5259 nucleotides. Lineage: Eukaryota; Metazoa; Chordata; Actinopteri; Semionotiformes; Lepisosteidae. The record is from RefSeq and is a predicted model, not a curated record.